Molecule: messenger RNA, 4009 nt
Organism: Osmerus eperlanus (European smelt)
Lineage: Eukaryota; Metazoa; Chordata; Actinopteri; Osmeriformes; Osmeridae
Gene: epn1b
Product: epsin 1b
Exons: 11
Coding region: 516-2789 (757 amino acids)
Biological process (GO): endocytosis
Cellular component (GO): plasma membrane; clathrin vesicle coat; endosome
Molecular function (GO): clathrin binding; phospholipid binding
Source: RefSeq, a predicted model, not a curated record
CUUCUGUGAUAUGAUUAUACGACUAAUCAAUGGAAUUUAUUUUACACUAUAUGCUGUAGCUAUUACUAUAUAAGUCUAUCACACUGUUGUACUCGUAGCGGAUUUGUUUCUGGUGGUAGCUAAGAAAACAACAUCCCUUUGAGUCUUAAGAAUAACUAGCUACAGUAGCUAGCUUGACUGCUUUGACGCAAGCCAUUGCACCGUCGCUGUCCUGGGUGCUGAAAUCGUGGUUCUUCAUUUGUGUCUUGCCUGUCAGCUACAGUUUAAGCUUUAUUUGAAAACGCGGCUCUGACAGGCUGAGGUGAUAACAUCGAAAGCGGUCUACAUGCAACAUCAGCCUAGCAGGUUUGUGGAGUGUUAAUCCAGUAGAUGCCACCUUGGCGACAGGGGUCAACAGCAUGAACCAGCAGUAAUAUCUGGAGUGCAGAGAGCAACGGAAGACAAAAGGAUACUUUGUUUACAGGACCUACAUUUUUCAAUAGAACACCGUGGUUUGAGACCCCCCAUCUGUCACCAUGACAUCCUCUAUGCUGCGUCGCCAACUGAAGAACUUGGUCCAGAACUUCUCUGAGGCCGAAGUCAAGGUGAGGGAGGCUACCUCCAACGACCCCUGGGGCCCCUCCAGCUCCCAGAUGGCGGACAUCUCUGACCUCACCUACAAUGUGGUGGCCUGCAACGAAAUCAUGACCAUGCUGUGGAAACGCCUCAAAGACGACAAGAACUGGAGACACGUCCAUAAGUCCCUGACUCUGCUGGAGUACUUGCUGAAGACGGGCUCGGACCGCGUGCUGCUGAAGUUGACAGACAACGUCUACAUUGUAAAAGCCCUCACUGAGUUCCGAUUCACAGACAAGGACGGGAAAGACCAGGGUGUGAAUGUGAGGGAGAAGGCCAAGGUGGUGCUGGCUCUGAUGGAGGAUGAAGAGAAGUUGAAGGAAGAGAGGGAAUCUGCGCUCAAGACCAGAGAGAAGACCUCAAAGAACGCAGCGGCCUCGUCGACCGAUCCAAUACAGGACCCCAACUACAAGCCUGUGUACGUCCCCGGGGCGUCUGGCCUGCCCUCUUUGGACAACAUUCCGUCGGUGGCCGACCUUGCCGCCAGCUUUGCCGCCAAGAAAGAGGCGCAGCGAAAAGCGGAGUUUGAGAAGAAGGAGGCGGAACGCAGGGGCAAGAUGACUGAGGACGAGCUGCAGUGGGAGGAUGCAGCCAAGGAAGAGAAGCCCAAGGCAGCAGAGGCCUGGGGAGGGCAGUCUGAAGAGGAGAAGCCGGAGAGCAAAGACCCUUGGGGAGCUCCGAGCAAAGAGCCUACGGAGAGUCCCGAUCUGUGGGGCGCACCAUCUGAACCAGCCUCUGAGGACGCCUGGGGUGCACCUUCCAAACCAACUUCGGAAGAUGCCUGGGGAGCACCAUCCAACGCCAAAGCUGAUGGUCCUGAUCCGUUUGCAGCGCCGAAAGAUGAUUCAUAUCCAUUUACAGCGCUGAAAGAUGAUUCGGAUCCCUUUUCAGCCCCUAAAGAUGACCCAUUUUCAACACCAAAAGAUGGUCCAGAUCCUUUCUCUUCACGAAAAGAUGGUUCAGAUCCCUUUUCAGCUCCAAAAGAUGACCCGUUCUCUGCGCCAGUACAGAAAAAUGGUUUGGAUCCCUUUUCAGCUCCAAAAGAUGACCCCUUUUCAGCACCAGCACCGAAAAAUGGUUCAGAUCCCUUCUCAACCCCGAAAGACGAUCCCUUUUCAGCACCCGUGCAAAAAGACGGGUCGGAUCCCUUUACAGCAUCUAAAGACGAUCCAUAUACUGCUCCGUCCAAAGCUCCUAAAGACAGCGGUGCAGAUCCCUUCGCAGCACCACCCAGCCCGCCCAAAAAUGAGACCGAUCCAUUUGCAGCCCCGUCCAGUCCUCCGACCGCCGAUGCGUGGGGCGCGCCCGCCGAUGCCUCCGACCUCUGGGGGGUUCAGUCUGAGCCUCUGCCAGAGAAGAAGGCUGAUCCUUGGGAUGCUUCCCCCACUGCCGACCUCUUCGGAGAUAACUCAAAGCCAGAUGAUGACCCUUGGGGAGCUCCAGCCGUGCCUCCCAGUGGUGACACGUGGGGCUCAGCAGCGCCCCCUGCAGAGACAUCCCCCUCAGACGACCCCUGGGGAGACGGGGGGACCACCACCACAAACGCUGCCGCCUCAGACCCAUGGGGGACGCCUAUUAAUGGCACAGAUGGAGUAGUGUUGGAGGAGGAGCCUAACAAGCCUGAGUCGUUCCUCGGAGCAGGGGCGUCGCUGGUGGACAUGGACUCUCUCCUCUCCUCCAAACCCAAACCCAAACAGCCCCCUCUGAAUGCCCUCGCCUCGCAGAAAUCAACAGAGGGCGCUUUACGAGGCCCAGGCAUGGCUGGUCCCAUGGGCAGAACCAUAUCCAUUACAGGGGUGUCUCCUACUACAUUCCCCCUACAAUCACCUCCCAGCCCUUUUGGUUCUACCCCUGAGUUUUAUGGUAUUAAACCUGGUCCCUGUUUUGAACCACCCAAUCCCAUGCUGAGGCCUACCUUCUCUCAGCUAAUGCCCCACCCCUUUGGAGUUCCCCAACCUAACCUCCCUAUGCCCCCCAUGGGACCUCAGAUGGCUCCCACCUACUUUGGAGCCGGAGUGGUACAGCCCAGUCAGGUUGGGGGGGUUCCUCAGGUUGGACACUUGGGAGCUUCCACUCCUCCAGUAGGAGGGGGAGUUCCUUUGCAGCCCCACCUGGUUUUUGGCUCAGGGUUGAGUCAACCUACUCAAAAUAAUAGCAACCACUUCCUGUUUUGAGAACUUCUGUGUACAACUAGAACCUGCCCUGCUUGCCUCCCUUUUACAAUAUGUACACCUAUCAAUCUAGUGUAACAUGUCUGGUUUAAGUGUAUGCAACAAACAUGUAAGAUGAAAAAAAACCCGAUGAGAGAAUAGAUUUUUUUUCUGAAGAAAAUAACCCAUUACAGCUUGGUUUUGUUGAUUUUUGUUGAUUUUUUUUGUGUUUUUUUCUUGAUGACUUGAUGGUGCGCCUGGGAACCAAAGUGUCUGCUGGAGCCAGUUAGUGUGUCGAUCUGUUCCUCACUCAGGACAGUAGUUUAAGAGAGAUGAAAGGUGAACAUGACCGACCGACCAGGUUAGAAUUAGCCAACCAGGGUCAAGGUGGAGGUGGGAUAGCAAUAUUGCAGGAAAUGUGUGUUUGUGCUCUUUUUGUUACUAUGAUGGAAGUAUUAUAACAGUAUGACAAUACAGUUGAUGGUACGGCUACUAUUUAUUGAUACAUUUAUUUAUUAUUAGUUUGUAAAUUCAUAUUUAUAUAUGUAUGUAUUCAAGGUUUGCACACAAGGAUAUAGUUGGUUGUCUUAGUUCAUCUCAAAUCAAGAUUGGAUUAAUCUUUACAACAUGAUUAUCAUAUUUGACAUAAUUAUCAUUAUAUUAUGAUUGUGAUAUCAUAAUUGUAAUUACAUUAUCAGCCAACAAACAACCAAUGGUGGCUUUAUCCUCCUUUUUGCUUAAUUUUGUAUACACUAUCAGUUCUUGUCCCUUAAAAGGCAGGCACAUUCUUGAUUGAAAAUGUAAUUAUUUUUUCCAUAUGCAUGCGUUCUGAAUGGAUCAUAUUCUGUGUUUAUGAAGUAUCAUAGUGCGAGGUCUUAACGGUUUCAUCAGAGACUAUCAAAGAAGCAGCACUCUAUCGUUUGGCGUUUGUGGAACUGGAUGUGUUCAUGUCGACCAGAAGUGGUGUUUUGCAUACUGUAUUUCUGCAUCCCCUCCUCAGCCUCAAACACAGGGCAGAUACAGUUAUUGCGAAGCGAACCGAGAAAUGAAGUGGAAUGCACAAGUUUAAUUUAUCUGAAUUAUAGUGUACAUGGAUUACUAGAAUAUUAUUGGUUAUCAUAGCUAUUAUACUAUGAUUUCAUUUUGUAUGAAAUAAAGAUGAUUUAUUUUAUUGUGUAAAAGUUAAGGCUGUGUUGUGAACUGUGACAGUACACAUUUGAGAAAUAAAACUAUUCAAUACCUGA